CGAGAAUUCCCGAGUUAAUCCAGUCAAUAUCACUUAUCUCUUCCUGGUUAGUUGCCAAAUUUUCGUUUCGGCUCUACGAUCAACUAGGUGAUAUUAAAGGGCGGGCGAAGCCGCAGCGAUCGUCCCUUAUCGUCCGUCUCUAAUUCCGCGUGGUUAGCACACCCGGGCAAAACGAGAAACACCCCAAGACACCGGUCGCUGGGAUUUUGAGGCUAAACUGCUCAUUACUACAAUCCAUUGGAUUUAUUUCUUCUUCCUUCAUCUCCCCACUCGCUUACUCGACUCUUCUCGCCUUAGCUUUCCGACCUUAGCGGUUGCUCGUCGAUCGCUGUAUCAUCUAUGGCACCCCGCAACGCGGGUCUUCUCCGCCAUUCCGCCUCUCCUGACCCUGACCAGUUAAGCCAUUUAAGACUAUCGGUUCGAUAGCGAUAGCUGCUCGCCCGGGUCCUAAUAUGGAGCCGGCUUCUAAAGCGCAAAACCGUAAAGCUACCUCAGCCACGGAUCAAGCCCCGCGAAAGAGACGCAAGCGGACUGUCGUUACUGGCGCAGCGGAGGAUUGCUUCACCUGCGCCCGACAAGGAUUCUCCUGUGAUCGGCGACGCCCUUACUGCUCUCAAUGCCUUGAUCAUGGUCGGGAAUGUUCGGGUUACAAGACCAAGCUGACCUGGGGUGUUGGUGUUGCUAGCCGGGGUAAGCUUAGGGGGUUAUCGCUUCCGGUGAGCGGGUCGCAACCAGCUGCGACGCCCUCAACCGCACCUUGUCCAGCAGGCCCACACGAAUCACCGUCUAUAUCACCAUCGCCUUACAAGUCCACACCCUCUCACACAGCUACGACCUCAUCAACGACUUCACCUACGUCUCAAGAACAGCAGCGGCCUCCAUUUGUAUCUGAAACACACGGGAACAUAAUCUGGACAAAUAACGCUUCCAACACCCAACAAUGGCCCACGGGAAGUCCACUCUCAGUCCACCAUCGCCCGUGGAGUAAAACAGGGACCCACAGAACAGAUGUCUCACAAGGCAUAGCGAACCUUGAUGUACGGCCACGCUUUCAGGAGAGGCCAGGCCUAUCCACGGGGUGUCAUAACAUGAUAAGCACAACAAAUGUCUGGUCUAGUCAGGCGCAGGUGCUAUCAACGAUGCCACAGUGGCAACACCCGGGGAAUGCCCCGGAAACUGAAGCAACCGAGGUGGUUGAGGAGCAGCACGAGCGAGAAAGUACAGGCAGUCCUCCUCUACGCGUAGAAACUUGCCAUUCGCCGUCGCUAUCACAGCUGCUUCUAGCACGCUCUGUUGGACGUACCCCACGACUCAGAUAUUUAAUCAGCUAUUACGCUGAAGUCAUAGCGCCGAUGAUCGUUGCUUUCGACGGCCCAGCAAACCCAUUCCGCACUUAUGUUCUACGCCUAGCACAGGAAAGCUUAUCACUUCAAGAAGCCAUCGCUACGUUAUCUACAUGUAACAUACGGCAGAGGCAUGAGCGGAGGAUGAGGCCAACGGAGCGGUCCCUUCCAGCACGCUUAUCAUCGUUAGCCCAUCGCGUCUUGACAGACGAGGCGUUCCGAGAUGAAUACGGGGUGUCAAGGCCUGAGGGGUUUGCUCGAGAGGAGCAAUACCAUCGAGGCAUGGCUGUCAAGGCUCUGAAUAUGGAGUUGGCCGAUCCGCGUGAAAGACUGUCGGAUUCCGUCCUCGCAACAUUGCUUGUCCUUUGCUUGUUUCACAUGUGUGAUACUGGCGUCGCUCAAUUCAAAACCCAGUUCGCUGGGGUGACAAAGUUAUUGGCAAUCCGAAUGCGCAGCUCUCCGCAAAUGUCGGAGGAGUUGAAAUGGUUCGUUCGUGUGUUCACCUGGUUUGAUACGAUGACAGCUACCACCAAUGAUCGCGAGACGCAGCUUCGCGGUGCUUGUUUAGAUAUUGCGGCAGUUUCAGACGGUGAGUGGGGGCUGGAGAAUCUUGCAGGUUGUGAUCCAAGCCUGUUCAAAUUCAUUGCGCAGCUCGGUCGUUUGAAUCUUUUGAGUCAAGACCAGCAAGUCAAAGCGCCGGGACUUGUGGAUAUAUCUGUUCCGUCUUCGGCGCCUCCACCAUCGAUGACAUAUUUUUACUCAUCUUCUUCGUUGAGGUCAGAUAUACCUGCCGGCAGCAACACUCAUUCGCAUCCGCUACCCUGUCUACCACAAUCGAGCGACCCAUCAAGGCGACCGUCAUCACCAGCGUUUUGGGCAGAAUGGUAUUCGUUACGGCAAAAGCUUGAAUCAUGGCGUCUCCCCCGCCAGGAUAGUCGACAUUUUGGUGGUGUCCCCGCGUCUACUACAAAUGCAUACAUUUCGCCACCUUCAUCCCCGUCAUCUCAGGCCGUUGUUGCCCCUCAGAACCGCGAGGAUGUCUUUCAUAUUUCUGAAUCAUUCCGCCAUGCCGCGAUUCUCUAUACUGAACGACUUGCGUAUCCAGAUUUGCCAUCCAAUCAUCCCCGUAUUCAAUUACUCGUGAACUACGCGAUGCAUCAUAUCUCACUGGUUAAGUCGGACGUGUACCUAUUAUGGCCGCUUUUUAUCACUGGCGCCGAGUGUGUGGUUGAAAGGCAUCGUACAUUCAUCAGAGAGCGCUGCAAGGACCUUUCCAAAGAUUCUGGAUUUCUAAAUAACCUCUCAUGUCUCGAGUUGCUCGAAAAGAUAUGGGCAGAAAUCCCUACCGCGGCCGAUGUUGGCGAUCACACUGAUCGUGCAUCACGCGGCACAUACGCUGGCGCAUCCGAAGACGUUGUGUCAGCCUUUGAUGAUAAUUUGCCUUCCUAUAGCGAAACAUCAUCAUUCCCGAUUCUGGCAUCGGUUGCGAGACCGCAUGGAUUCCGAUGGCACCGGGUGAUGCAGGCUAAACGGACCGAAGGGGAAUAUAUGGUGGUGUGACAAAAGUCACGGAUGUACAUUCAUGAUACUAAUACACCAGUGGACCUAUUCGGUAAUCUGGCUGAUAUGCUUAAUGAUAUACAACUGGAUAUAUUACGAACAUAGGUAUAGCAUUAUGGAGUUCUACAUGUAUGUACAUACAUAGCAUGGCUAUAGCAGCAGUGGUGGCAGCGAUUGUGCCUACCUUGAACAAAAAAUAUCCCCUCGUAUAACGAAGUCACGUAGCAACCACAUAACAACCUAACUGAUCUCAUUGCCAACCACAGCAACCCGAUGAAGCAAAAAUUCGCCAAUAACGCCCCGCAAUUCCAUGACUAGCUAUAACCUAAGGCCAGAUCCACCUGGAAUGAGUCCGGCGUCGCCAGCGUGUCAGGCGCUGAUUUGCCGAUCUCAACUCCACAGGUCGGAGAUUUAUGUAGAUGCACCCUGGUAACUGCAGUGCAAAAAGAUGGUGGAGGCAUUUGGGCUGGGAAAUCCAUCAUUGGGCGCAUGUAUGUACAAACCAUAGUCAUACAUUCUGUGGAAGGAUCAGGAGGGGUCGUGGUAAGCUGAUAGGGUUGGUCGGUGAUACCUUAGGUAUCUGGCCACGUUAGUUAGCGUGGAGACAAUCUGGUAUAUUUAUGCACGUUCAGUCCGAACAGGGAGUCCGAUGUACCACUCCAC
Molecule: messenger RNA, 3566 nt
Organism: Aspergillus pseudonomiae
Lineage: Eukaryota; Fungi; Ascomycota; Eurotiomycetes; Eurotiales; Aspergillaceae
Product: Zn(II)2Cys6 transcription factor
Exons: 1
Coding region: 453-2903 (816 amino acids)
Biological process (GO): positive regulation of transcription by RNA polymerase II
Cellular component (GO): nucleus
Molecular function (GO): DNA-binding transcription factor activity, RNA polymerase II-specific; zinc ion binding; transcription cis-regulatory region binding
Source: RefSeq, a predicted model, not a curated record